CGAUGUGUGAGAGAAAGAGAGAUGGGUAGAAGGGCUUCGUGUCCACAUUUAUUAUGGCAUCAUUUGACACAAGGCGUAUUUGACCCAAGUGUAUUUGCUUUUAAAAAAUGGUAUUUCAAUCAAUAAUACAGUAAGCUUCGUUUGAUAAAAUUGUUUCCUUAUGCAGUUUUUCAAGAUAUAACCGAUUACAUACACAAAAAAAAAACAACAGCCUCCCGUUCCAUAAUUGCUACCUUGCCUUGGGUCUGCAUCGGACCAGCUGUCAAAAAAUGUCUAUAAACCUUGACCGAAACCGAAAAACGUCCAAGAAAACAAAACGCAUGUGUAUCAGUGGCCAUUAUUAAAAAAAAGGAAGGGAAAUUGAUGUUAGGCCGUAAUGUUCGGAACGGUUUGUGUUCGCUGCAUGGAUUUUGGUGUUAAAAAGUUUCCAUUUUGCCUUUAUUUGUAGCGUGCCAAGCGUUCCAAACUGUUCUGACGUACUCGCAUACAUACAAACAAAACUCACGGGUAACGAGCAGCAGUAGCAGCAGCAGCAGCAGCAGCAGCACGGGGAACGCUUUUUGUCGCUGCAGGUAGACCACUAGAGGAUAUUGGAAAAGAAUGCCGACUAGUGGUGGUUAGAAAUUGGUGCAUGCAGUAUGAUGAACCGACACGGUGCCUCCAACUCGACCCGGUCCGAGGACCCGGGACAGCUGUUUUCCGCCCUUAUGUCCGACAGUGGUCCGAACCAGGGCACAUUCGUGCCCGGGAGCAAUGCGUUCUCGCUGUCGCACUACCAGAACAUGCCUAACGAUCAGGUGGACUGGGCCGCGUUAGCCCAGCAGUGGAUAAAGAUGCGCGAAACCUGGAUACAGCCGAUGCCGUCGCUAAUACCGUCGCCCCCACCCCCACCAUCAUUCGACCGGGACACGUACGAUGAUGCGGCCGGGGGUGACGCACCACACCCAGCCAACCGUACCGGACCGGUGCCGGAGUACGAGGAGCAAGGUGAAGCACCGAUGGAGGUGGAACGGGAAGACGAUGGUGAUAUGCCGUUGCCACCGGCACCGCCCAAAAUUUCCGCUGAUUGGCCCACGGCAUCAGGGGACGAUACGUGGCAAACCUGGUCCUGGCCGUCUUCCGUGAACAGUGCAUCGACGUCCGGCGAGAAUCACCACCUGCCGCAAACCCUUCCAAACAAUCAAAAACACGCCGACCAGCAACGGACGGCCGCAGCCAUCAGCAACACCACCACCAUCACCACCACCACCACCAACGCCGCUGUCGCCGCCACCGGGCCCGCUAUUGUAUCGGCGUCACCGUCCGCGGCGGCUGCCAUUGCCCUGUGGCAGGCAAAGAACAGUCAUCUCUUCCAGGCCGGCGGAUAUCCGAAAGACUCCACGGCGAUGCGCCCACAAACACCGACACGGCGCGUGUUUAGCACGCAACCGAAACCGUCGGUCCGCCUGCCGGGAUUGAUGGAUCGCGAGAUCAAGAUGGGCCUGUCCGCGGCCGCGGAUAUGCAGCGGAUCGAGGCGAAGGAAAACAGCUUCGGUGCCAGCGCUGCAGCGGGCGCCGCUACCAUCAACGAGGAAAAGCGUAUGAUGCUGCCGGCCUGGAUCCGGGAAGGGUUGGAAAAGAUGGAGCGGGAAAAGCAGCAGAAGCUGAAGCGCGAACAGGAAUACCGCCAGCGGGAAGAGAAACUCUCCAGCCAGCAGCAUCUGCACACGCUCGCGUUGUCGCCAACACGCGAGGAACUUAUACCGCCGUUAAGUGUGCAACAGCAGGUGGAGGAAGAACCGCAAGCGCCACACCAGGCGACAGUGCCGGUAAAGGAACAAGACAUUGAACAAACUACUAAAAAAAUUCUGACUGAAGUGUUUAUGGAAACAACAAACGAAGUAUUGCUAUCGAUCGCCAAGGAAGAGCUCAGUAAGGUGCAGAAGCGAAAAGCGAAACAGGCUGCAACAUCCAAUGUUGGACGUGCGACGUACACCAGAGGACUAGGUCUUGGCAUAUAUGGCGAUAGUGAUGAUGAUGAUGAUGAGGAGGAUGAAGCAGAAGAAGAUCAGCCCGCGAACGAGACUAGCAAAACUGCACCCGCUGCCGGUACGUGCGUGAAUUCGGAUCUGGACAGUGCAAACAACUCGGAUGAUGAUGACUCCGACACGGAAGCAAUGCGGAAAAUGAUGGAUAAAAUACGCAGUCGGCAGCAAAGCUUCAAAUCCACUGCAUCGCAAAUCGAGCAAUGGAUCGGUGAGGUGUCCGAUACGGUGCCGAACAGCACCGAACCGAAGCAGAAGGUACAGCCAUCCGACACGGAAGGUUCGGACGAGGAGGAAGCGGAUGCGGAUGAGGCGCGGUACGAUGCGGCGGAUUCUGAUCCGGAACGUGAAUCUCCUCCGCGGCCCGGAAAGGUGAGUACCGGCAACGGGUUCGGUACGGCUCAGUACAUACCCUUCACCGCUAGGCAAACCGACAAGGCAAGCGGCAGCCAGGAAAAUGUGAUACGCAAACGGCGCGAUAAGCGUGUGUCACGGUUUAGCGAUCCACGGGACACGGUGCGCACCACGCACGUUACGCACGUUUCCAUCCUAUCCAACCCGGUCGAAACGGUGCGUCCCGGCACCAAAGCUGUGGAGCCGUCUCCACCAGCGAAUGUGGCGCCCGCACCCGUCAGCGCCAGCACUGUCCGGCCGAAACAGGUAGCGCCGGAAGUCAAACCACGCCCACAGUCCAUCAACGCGUACAUGCAACAGCUGCAUUCGUACCAAACGAUUUACAGCAUUAGCGCUGGCCAUAGGGCAGCACAGUCGAAGGCAACCACCGAGUCGGACGACACGCGCAGGAAGCACAACGCCGAAUCGGAAGCGUCGGUCGGAAGCGAUGGGGGUGAGCCGGAACGCAAACCACAGCAGCAGUACUACCACGACCGGAAAAGGUCGUCCUUCGCGGAGGACAACGAUUCCGGCACGUCACGGUCCCGGCGGGAUGAGGGUGGUGACGGGUAUCGCAAACGGUACCGGGACCGUUCCCAUUCACGCUCGUCCCGUGGUUCGAGCGCGUCACGGUCCGGUUCGCCCGAUUCACGCUCGUCACGCUCCACCCUUUCGCCCAACAGUCACGCGUCGGAACGUCGACGCGGUUCCUCCUCCUCGAAGCGGUCUCGCUACCAUCGGGACCGUUCGGCCGACCGACGGUCGCGAUCGUCCGGUUCGAGCUCCCGGCGCCACCAUCGUAGCAAGCACAGCCGUUCCCCGUCCCGGUCACGCUCCUCGUCGAAAUAUUCUUCCCAUCGCCGGUUCUAGGAAGCUUCCGUCACCCCCCACCCCCCGGGGGGGUGGUGCGCUCGCGUGUGUUUUUAGCUAUGCUGCGCCAAAUGCGGUGAAUUCUCUGUAGUUUACGUUUGUGGGUGUGGUUGUGGCCGCCGAGGGGUUACCGCACCUGCCAACUUCCAUUCGCUGCCGACCACAGCGAUGGCAACACGUUGUCCCGUAAGCAGACAAGCAAAAGAGUUCAGUGGGAGAGUCAAAUCAGUGUGAUAAAUUAGGGAAAGUAUGUAUAAAUACACACACACACACGCACACAGACACAAUUAUCACAAUUACCUUAACACACACCUCUACCCCAUCCCUUAUCCUUUCCCUGUAGACACGUAGAAACUAACACACACACACACAAACACACACACGCUCUAGUUAUCUUUUUAUGCAGCGAGGCAAGGAAUUCUAACACAAGGAGUUAAAGCAAAAGGGUUCAAGCAAAAACACUAGAACGAACACAAGUGUAAAGACAGACAGACCGGGGGUGUUGUAGGCUAGACGCGAAUAUGAAACGUAGCAUAUUGCAGGAUAGGUAGUGUUGUAUGUUUUCUCCCUUUUUUUGGUCAGGACAACCCCUCGUAUUAUUAGUAGUAGCAUUUGCGAAUUCGUACCUAGCGCGUUUAGAAGAGGAAGGAGAGGGAGGGGGCUAGUACUCCAAAGGCUAUUAACGAUUUGCAAACCGAAACGUCACCGGAGGGUGCGCUGCGUGUUACACCUUUUCGCAGGGGUUUUUAGGUAACAGGGUACGGACGAUUGAUCGAUUGAUGGUGCUUUCACAUCCAUCGAUAACCUGCGUCGAUCACUUUGUAUACUUUUAUUUAUUUUCCUAUUUUAUAUUAACUGUUUGCGAAAGCUCAGAGCACGUAGUUUUGUAUAACCUCUGCUAGGCACACGAGAGUGAAAAUGGAUGCUGCUAAAGCAUCAGACGUACAGUUGCGGCUGGGAGCGGUACGGUUUUUUAUAAAAUAUCAUUUUAUGAAGCUUCUUCGUCUUCUUCCUUGGCCAAGCGCCUCGAAAGGGCUCGGGCUUACCAUUUCUGACUUUCUGUGACUUGAUUUUAGAUCCGUAGCAAGGCGCGUACGGGAGGGAGGCUGUCUUGGAUGGGCUUUGAAACCCCAGUUCUGCCGCCUCGAUUAAUGAAGCUUCUGUGGGCAUAAGGUAAAGUUCAUAUAGCGCACCAUCACAUCAAGAAUCUUUCAUUGGAGUAUAAAUAACUCGCCAAUCGAUAGUAAAGUGUUACUCUCGUUAAAAAAAAAAUGUGUGGUUGCUUUCUACUAGGCACAAGUCCGUGUUUUGUGUGAUUCCUUUCCUGUUGUAUUUAUUUGGUCGUAUGUGCCCUAGUUUAGGUUGUGCGCCGAGUAGAAUCAUCAUCAGAUCAGAGAUCAGAUCAGAGGAUCAGAAGAGUUGGGACAGCUGGAAUCUACUUCUUAACAAUAUCCUCUUCCCCAAAUUUUUAGUCUACUCGCAAUAAUGUUCGUUUUAGCUUUCGGUACUCGUAACGGAACUGGUUCAUUUCCCAGCCGCCUUCUCCCGCGCUCUAUUCGGUCGGCGCUCUUCGCUCUCGGUACAACAAAAAAAACGAAACGGUUUUUAUCGCAGAAAUAGAAUAAUAAUUCCUUGAAAUCACGUCAUUGCAUCCUGUCUAACUGUAAUAUUCGAAAUGUGUUUGUGUGUGUUAUUUCGUUUAUUUCGGCAAUUUUAUUAAUCGUACAGUUUCUUGUAUUUAAUUAAAUAAAACCUAUUGACUUGCAACAGUAA
Anopheles stephensi (Asian malaria mosquito) is the source of this 5060-nucleotide messenger RNA. RefSeq names its product arginine/serine-rich protein PNISR-like. Bases 639 to 3287 code for a protein of 882 amino acids. The transcript is spliced from 8 exons. Gene Ontology annotation, cellular component: presynaptic active zone; nuclear speck. The record is from RefSeq and is a predicted model, not a curated record. Lineage: Eukaryota; Metazoa; Arthropoda; Insecta; Diptera; Culicidae. Gene Ontology annotation, molecular function: RNA binding.